Entelurus aequoreus (snake pipefish) is the source of this 3188-nucleotide messenger RNA. RefSeq names its product adenosine deaminase tRNA specific 1 (gene adat1). Lineage: Eukaryota; Metazoa; Chordata; Actinopteri; Syngnathiformes; Syngnathidae. Gene Ontology annotation, biological process: RNA processing. The transcript is spliced from 10 exons. Gene Ontology annotation, molecular function: adenosine deaminase activity; RNA binding. The coding region runs from base 150 to 1679 and encodes 509 amino acids. The record is from RefSeq and is a predicted model, not a curated record.
GGUGACGUCACUUCUGUCCCAGUAGAGUUGCCGUAGCGUUUCCGGUUUAGUUCCGUGUUCCUGCGUGUUGUAUUUCUAUGGCAAGGCGGUAAACAAAAAAAUCUAACGUUACAUUUUGUUUUCAAUUAUACAUUUAGCGUCUAACCAAUAUGGUGACUGCGGAUGAAGUUGCUCAGUUGUGCUACGAGAGCUUCGCCGCGCUUCCCCGCAGGGGGAAGCCUGAGCCCGGCCGAGAGUGGACGCUGCUGGCCGCUGUGGUCAAAAUCACCCAAAGUGAAAGUGCAAAUUCUCACUCAGUUGAAAAAGAAGUGCUGUCCCUUGGAACUGGGACCAAAUGCAUCGGAAAAACAACCAUGAGUCCGAAAGGAGACGUGCUCAAUGACAGCCACGCAGAAGUCAUCGCAAGAAGAGGGUGUGUCAGGUAUUUAAUUCAGGAGCUUCGCAGAGCUGUGAGCGGAAAAGGAAGUUCUGUGUUUUGUCAGGCAGAGCGUCAAGGGAAAUGGAGACUCCAGCCUGGAGUUUCCUUCGUCUUCUUCAGCAGCCACACACCGUGUGGCGACGCCUCCAUCAUUCCCAUGACUGACAGUCAGUCUCAACCGUGUACUUGUGUCACAUCCAUGAUGAAGGAUGGAGGAGCGUCUGAAGGAGGCUUGAAAAGAAAAAGUAAAACAUGUACUGCAUCGACAAAGAAGUUCUGUUUACAAGAACACCACACUGAGGAGACGAAACUCGAUCUUGAUGAAGACUCCAAACGAUGCUUUUCCUGGCGAGAUGGUGACAAAAGCGGACCAAUCCUUCAGGUCCCAGACAUUCACAGAACAGGGGCCAAGUGUGUGAAGGGUGGCCUGGCAGACCCUCUGCGACCCGGGAUAGGGUACCACAGCACAGGGCUACUGCGUGUGAAGCCCGGCCGAGGAGAGCCCACUCUGUCUCUGUCCUGCAGUGACAAGCUGGCUCGCUGGGCUGUGCUGGGCUUCCAGGGUGCUCUGCUAGCCCAUUACCUAGAGGGGGCGCUCUACUUCAACACCGUGGUGGUGGGAAUGUGCAACUAUAGCCACCAAUCCAUGCAAAGAGCUUUGUACACCAGGUGUCGUCAUGUAUCAGAUCUGGCUGCUGGUUUCUCAGCGUGUCGUCCAGUUUUUCUUCAGUCCAAAUUGGAGUUUCCCUUCAGCCAAGCCCAGACUGAGCUCCAACAUAAGGCGGGACAAGGACGCAUUACCCCCUGUGGAGCAGCUAUCAGCUGGUGUAAUGUGAGUGAUCAGCCACUGGACGUCACUGCCAGCGGCUACAAACAAGGAGUCACCAAGAAGGCUCUGGGCACAGUUCAUGCUCGGUCUGCUUUGUGCAAACUGGAGCUUUUCCAUUCCUUUCUGUCUUUGGUGUCUGACACUGAUGAUGCAGCACUUCCUGACUCUCUCAGGCGUAAAGAUCUGCACACAUACUUGGACUACAAGGAGGCCUCUGAAGCCUACCAACAAUCUUGGCGGCAGCUUCGCAAUCAAGUCUUCCCUCUUUGGCCCCGAGGUCCGGUGGCCAUGGAUGAAGUGCUGGCUGUCCAGAGCCGGGACCCCGGGUGGACCACUAGCCUGUGCAUCGGUUGGGGACAUCUCUGCGCUGCUGACCCGUCUCCGCUCGGGAUGGUUUCCUGUUGGCCCCGCUGUGGACUGGACUCCCGCUGAUGUGUUGGAUCCACUGUGGACUGGACUUUCACAAUGUUAUGUUAGACCCACUCGACAUCCGUUGCUUUCGGUCUCCCCUAGAGGGGGGGGGUUACCCACAUAUGCGGUCCUCUCCAAGGUUUCUCAUAGUCAUUCACCGACGUCCCACUGGGGUGAGUUUUUCCUUGCCCGUAUGUGGGCUCUGUACCGAGGAUGUCGUUGUGGCUUGUACAGCCCUUUGAGACACUUGUGAUUUAGGGCUAUAUAAAUAAACAUUGAUUGAUUGAUUGAAGGGGAAAACAGAAUGACUGAACACUCAAAAUACAAAAACUUACAGAAACAAAAAUGAACUCAACAAGCAGGACUGGAAGCAAGCUGAGUUGGUGCGGAGUAAUGUGUAGGAACAACAUGGAAAUAUUCUGCACCAACAGGUGCAUGAGAUGAGACUAAAUAGGCAAAGGGUGAUUGACAACUACUGUCCUCGUCACUCCAGCCUUCCCCUGGGAACCAUGGCAACUGAAAAAAACCUGAAAAGGCACAGGGGACACACAACACCAGCAGGAGGCACCAGAACACAGAUAUGUCAUUUUUCAAAAUAUAUGAAUGCAUUUUUUGGGCUUUUUAAAAUGAAAUAUAUGCAUCAUUGACAGUUAAGCAAAAUUAUAUGAUGUCAUAUUGACCACACUCCCUCUAGCCACGCCUCCACCGCCACAAGUAUAUUGGCAAUCUGGGGGAAACGGUAAUGGAGAUGGUAAGCAGCACCAAGUUCCUGGGGGUGCAGAUAACUGACAAUAUGACCUGGUCAUAAAAGCGCCGGCUCUUGUAAAAAGAGCUCAGCAGCGCAUGCAUUUUUUUGCGUCGGAUGAAAAGAGCACAGCUCCAUCCCCCCAUUCUCACCACAUUCUACAGAGGCACUAUAGAGAGCCUGCUGACCAACACCAUCUCUGUCUGGACUGGAGCCUGCAGUGCCUCAGAGCUCAGACAGGAAGUCUCUGCAGAGAGUGGUGAGGACGGCGGAAAAGAUCAUCAGGACUUCUCUUCCUCCUAUCCAGGAGAUCGCAAAAAGCCGCUACCUGACCAGGGCUCAGAAAAUCUGCAAAGACUCCUCCCACCCCCACCAAGGGCUGUUUUCACUGCUAGACUCUAGAAAGAGGUUCCGCAGCCUCUGUAGCAGAACCUCCAGGUUCUGUAACAGCUUCUUCCCUCAGGCAGUAAGAUUCUUGAACGCAUUAAAAUAAUCCCCUCAAUUCCCCCCAAAAAUGGAUUAACUCGCUGGAAUAUAAAGACAAUAUCACAAAAAUCCAUAAACGUGGAUGCAUAUGCAAAAGUGCAAUAUAUUUAUCUGUACAGUAAUAUAUUUAUUUAUAUCUGCACCUUAUUGCUCUUUUAUCCUGCACUACCAUGAGCUAAUGCAACGAAAUUUCGUUCUUAUCUGUACUGCAAAGUUCAAAUUUGAAUGACAUUAAAAUGAAGUCUAAGUCUAAGUCUAAACCCUGUAUUCUAUCGAGUGUAUUAUGUUGUAUGUAUAUA